UUCAGCUACAAAGCCGUGGGAUACGGAUCCCUUUGGAGGGAGGGGGAUCAUCCGAGGCAGAAUCCUUGCUGCCUCCCGGGCCAAAAUCGGGUAAUUGUUUUGAAAAAGUUAAUAAAGGGAGAAAAUACUUUCCUGCGUUGGGACGGCAGCUCAGGAUGCUCUCGGCUCAUCUCACUGUUCUGAUAGUUUGUGAUCAAACUCUUCUGACAGAAGCAGAGGGAAACCUGCAUGGCUUUCCAGACACGGCAAAUUAAUCUUUAUGUAUCAGGUUUGAUGGAGAGAACAUGUACAUGGGGAUGAAUGACAACGCCCAGGAGUUUCUAUCUGCCAAUCAGACGUACAGCAGCCAGAAUGAGAACAACGAAGACUACGAGAUCCCUCCCAUAACGCCUCCUAACCUCCCUGACCCUUCCCUCCUGCACUUGGUGGACCACGAAACUGGAUAUCACUCCCUGUGCCACAGCCUCCCUCCCAACAGCCUGAUCCCAGCCUACCCCUACCAGAACAUGGACCUGCCGGCCAUCAUGGUCUCCAACAUGUUGAGUCAGGACGGGCAUCUCCUCUCCAGCCAGCUACCCACGAUCCAGGAGAUGGUCCACUCGGACGCCGCGUCCUACGAUUCCAACCGCCAAGUGCCCCUGCUCAACCGCCCUGGGAUGCUGGCCGGCCCCAUGAGCGCUCUCAGCCAGUCCCAGCUCAUCUCUCAGAUGGGGAUGAGGAGUGGUGUCGCCCACGGCUCCCCCUCACCCCCAGGAAGCAAAUCUGCUACACCAUCUCCCUCCAGUUCUACUCAGGAAGAGGAGACAGAGUCACAUUACAAGGCUACUGGAGAGAAAAGACCAUCGACAGACCUGGGCAAAAAGCCCAAAAGCCAAAAGAAGAAGAAAAAGAAGGACCCCAACGAGCCCCAGAAGCCCGUGUCAGCCUAUGCCCUGUUCUUCAGAGACACACAGGCAGCCAUCAAAGGGCAAAACCCCAACGCCACCUUCGGAGACGUGUCCAAAAUUGUGGCAUCCAUGUGGGACAGUUUGGGAGAAGAACAAAAACAGGCAUACAAGAGGAAAACAGAAGCUGCGAAGAAGGAGUACCUGAAAGCUCUGGCCGCGUACCGGGCCAGCCUCGUCUCCAAGAGCUCUGCCGACCAGGGGGAGACGAAAAGUGCCCAGAGCAACCCACCUUCCAAAAUGAUCCCCCCCAAGCAGCCCAUGUACCCGAUGCCUCCGCAGGCUUCCUCACCCUACCCUGGCCUGGGCUCCUUCCUGUCCCCGUCGGACCUGCAGAACUACCGUGGCCACCCCCACCCCGGGCUGUCCCGGCCCCUCAGCUCCAAGCCCAUGCUGCCCAGCAUCAGUGCCUCCCCCCCGCCCUCCUUCCAGAUCAGCCCCCCGCUCCACCAGCAGCUGUCCUUGCACCACCCGCAGAGCUCCCUCCUCAGCCAGCCCCUCAGCAUGCAGCAGGUCCCCCAGCAGCCCCUCCUGUCCCCCCCCAUGGCACUACAGGUACAGCCCCCCAUGAACGCCUCGCCUCCCGGGCAGCAGGACUUCUCCCAUAUCUCGUCUGAGUUUCAGAACAGUGUUGGACCCCGUUCGCCUGGUGCAUCAAACCCUGCGGGAAGCACUGAGUGGGACAGCGACUACCCCAGCAGAGAGUGUGGGGUCAACCACUGCAGCAUGCUGCCAAGGGACAAGGCACUCUACCUCACCUAAGGCUCACCACCCCUUUCUUGGAGGAGGCUCAGACGAAGGACACUUGAGAGGGUCUGUCCCACGGACCACCCCGGGGAGGCACGAGCAAGUCGUACGGGCGGGAGAGCUGCCACUUUGCAACCUCGUCGCUGGCUUCGUUCCCAGGCUCUAAGAGCAGUUUGUUGGGUUUUUGUUUUUUUGUUUUCUUUCCUUUCCUUAUUUUUGAACUCUAAAAGUCUUUUCCGUGCAAGCCCAAAAAAAAAAAAAACCUCGUAAAUCAUAAAGAACAAAAAAAAAAACGAAAAAGAAAGAAAACUAAAACUAAAAAUAAUUAAAAAAAAAUUUAAAAUAAAUGCAAAACCAACAAAAAAAUAAUAAAAAUUAACUGAGGACACCGUUUUUCUGCUUGCCAUCAGCUUAGCUACAGACUAUUUUCCUAGUGAACUGCUUUUAGAUGCAGCAUAAGCCCAGGUCUGGUGUCCUACAGCGUUAGGCCAGCUCAGUAGGAGGAUGCACUCUUUUGACUUGCUAACAGCACUAAACUUUGUGCAAGAAAAUGUGAAGUUUGUGUGAAUAUUGUACAUGCAAAGGCCUUGGAUGGUCUGGCAAAAAAAAAAAAAAUUACAAAAAAAAUAAAUAAAAACUAUUGCUAGGUAGGUGGGGGGAGAGAGCAGAAGGCAAAAUACGAGCGGAAAAAUGUGAAGAAGAUCACGAAAAUAUAAUUUGUUGGAUAGUUGUAAGUAGUUUACUAAGUGUUUUAGAGCUGUGCUAAAGACAUCUUUAAGAUUUUUUUGUGAAAGAAAUUAGUAGUUUACUUUAUAGUAAAAGCAUUUUAUAUUAAUUGUAGCACAUUUUUUAGUUAUACAUAGAAGGGAGAUGUGUAUAAAAAAAAACAACAAAAAAAGCCUGCCAAACUUGUUUCUAUUAUUUGUACAGCAAGAAAUGGACAAUUUAUAUCCAUGUUGUAUGGCAUUAUUAUUUUUUUUCGGCCAUAUGUCCAUCUAUUUAAAAAUUGCUGACAAUGAUUUUUGUCUAUUUAUGAAAAAUUAGAGAGCAUAAUUACAGUUUCUCAUAAGGUGCAUUUUUGGGGUUCUUUUGUUUUGUUUUGUUUUUAUUUUUUAUUUUGUUUGACGGCGCUGCUUUCGCAGCACCUGGCACAUUCGGUUCACAAUGCUUAUCUUACCUUUCUUUAUAAUAAAACAUAUGAAAAGUA
Molecule: messenger RNA, 2898 nt
Organism: Myiozetetes cayanensis
Lineage: Eukaryota; Metazoa; Chordata; Aves; Passeriformes; Tyrannidae
Gene: TOX2
Product: TOX high mobility group box family member 2
Exons: 9
Coding region: 285-1706 (473 amino acids)
Biological process (GO): regulation of transcription by RNA polymerase II
Cellular component (GO): nucleus
Molecular function (GO): chromatin DNA binding
Source: RefSeq, a predicted model, not a curated record